Adineta ricciae is the source of this 2517-nucleotide messenger RNA. Lineage: Eukaryota; Metazoa; Rotifera; Eurotatoria; Adinetida; Adinetidae. The record is from the annotation of a GenBank genome assembly.
AUGAAUGGUCUUGCACUGAAUGCAGUGACUCUUUUUGUCGUUGUAUGCGGCUUAUACGCAUCACCGAUAUUAUCACCAAGAAAAUGGGAAAUAGCAGAAGGAGCAUUUGAAGGCGAUAUGUUCUUUCAUGGAAGCAAAGCACGUGGAGUUGCAGUUCGUCGUGCCGGUGCACGUUGGACUAAUGGUAUCAUUCCGUAUCAAUUUUUACCAGGAUAUACAUCAGAUCAGCAGGCGUUUAUUGUAAAUACAAUGCGAAUGAUGGAAAGUGCAUUGGCAAUUAAUAAUGCCAAAUGUGUUCAAUUUCGACCGAGAGUAUCAACUGAUACAUAUUAUAUUUCAAUUACGAAUGGAACCGGUUGCUCAUCUAUGGUUGGGAUGCCAGACACAAUUCCGUUCAAUCAUACAGUUACAUUGCAAACUGACGGCUGUUUCGUUAGCGGAAUCGUUAUGCAUGAACUUAUUCACACAUUAGGUUUUAAACACGAACAAUCACGACCUGAUCGAGAUUUAUACGUUCGAGUUAAUAUAGCCAAUAUUGAUCCAUCGAUGUUAUUCAAUUUUGAUAAAUACAAUAAUAGUGAAGUUGAUACUCAAAAUACACCGUAUGACUAUGAAUCAGUGAUGCAUUAUGAAACUUAUGCAUUAUCCAUCAAUGGUUUACCAACGAUCGAACCGCUUCAACCUAAUGUUAAAAUUGGACAACGGUACAAGUUGAGUGACAUUGAUAUUCAAGAAAUUCGACAAUUUUAUAACUGCUCAGCAAAUGGAGUCACAUUGCCACCUACUACAACGGCCGCUACUACAACAAAAGCAGGUAUAGUUACAUCAGUUUAUAAUGGUAUGUUGACAUCGAGCAAUCCACAAUAUUUCCGUUUAAAUGGCUCAGCAUCAACCUAUUACUACGAUGUUAUUAAAGUAAUUGUUCCAUCAGCCGGUCAAUAUGUUAUAUAUGGAAGUAGUAGCCGUAUAGAUACUUACGGUUAUAUUUAUCAUGAUCCAUUCAACCCAGCUAGCACAUCUACAAACUUUAUUUCAGCAAACGAUGACGGCGCUUUUAAUUCACAAUUCAAUUUUACCAUUAACUUCCCCAGCUAUUAUGUAGUCCAUCUAGUAGUUACAACUUUUUAUCCGGGUGUGUUAGGAAACUACUCAGUUAUUGCGAAUGGUCCCGCAGCAGUAACAUUCGUUCUACUUACUGCUGGUACAACUACUACAACCACUACCCCUAAGCCUACUACAACAACUACUACCACUACAACGGCUAAACCCACGACAACAACAACAACAACUACUACUACUACAAGUAGUAAGCCUACAACAACUACGACAACUGUCCCAACAACUACGACUGUAGUCAAUAUUGGACCCCGACCAAUAAAUCUUUUCUAUCCGUCGGAUCUCACUCAACCAGUCUGUCCGAGUGGGUAUUCGUGGACAAUGUGGUUUAAUGAGGGCAAGCCAGCUAACGCCAGCGCUGGUGAUUUGGAAGAUAUGACCGUUAUUCUUGCUCGAAAUCCAACGACUCUAUGCCGUCUUCCAUACAGCUGCCAAGCACAAUCGAUUAAUUCUCCAACAACUCAACCAUCUGGUCAAUGGUUGUUAAGUCGACCGGACAGCACACUUUUCCUGAUCUCAUACAAAUCCUUGGCACCUCUUGGUGUUGAUUUUCGCGUUCGAUACUGCUGCUCCAACGGCUCGUUCACUCCACCAACAGUUCCAGCUGUUGUACCAUUGCCUUUAGAUAGUUCAACAUGUGGUAAACAAGCUAUUACACCACGAGCGAAAGCCAUUAGCCGAAUCUAUGGAGGAACAGAUGCUAUUGCUAAUUCAUGGCCAUGGAUGCUUUAUUAUCAAGAAAGAAGAUUACAAGGAACUAGUUACGUCUAUUACGUCUGUGGUGCUACUCUAAUCAGUGCAGAUUAUGCAAUUACUUCGGCGCAAUGCAUUGGUGCAACCAAUCCAUCCGAUGGUACACUAAUUGCUGGCAUGCAUGAUAGAACCUCAGCUGCAGAAGGUAAUACACAACAAUGGCGUACAGCAAAAUCGUUCACCAUUCAUCCUCAGUAUGAUGCAGCUUCGUAUGCAAAUGAUAUUGCUCUGAUUCGUGUGAAUCAAUCAUUUAUGCUAAAUCAAUAUGUACAAGCUGCAUGUUUACCAGGUGGCGAACCACAACCUGAUGACGAUGCUGUCGUUGUUGGAUGGGGUUCUCAAAUAUUAGGCGGUGCAAUUAGUAAUACUCUACAACAAGCUUAUACUAAGGUUGUUCGCGACUGUGAACGUUGGUGGUCGUUUGUAGAUAGUGCUCGGCAAAUAUGCACUGCUGAUUCGAUGCUUGGCAGUUCAACAUGUUCCGGCGACCUUGGUGGACCUGUUCUGGCUAAGUACCAAGGGCAAUAUGUUGUAGCAGGUAUAACUAGCUUUGUACGUGAUUGCAAAACAACAGGAACUGGUACUUAUCCAAACGUAUUCACACGUGUUGCUGCUUACAAAGCAUGGAUUAAGAGCAUUGCUGGAUAA